Molecule: messenger RNA, 1439 nt
Organism: Daldinia caldariorum
Lineage: Eukaryota; Fungi; Ascomycota; Sordariomycetes; Xylariales; Hypoxylaceae
Product: AAT-domain-containing protein
Exons: 2
Coding region: 322-1383 (353 amino acids)
Source: RefSeq, a predicted model, not a curated record
GUUUGAAGCCUUUCCUAAACUGAUCAUUUAUGGCACUUCGCUAUGCAGGUGCGUUAUCGUAUACUACUCUAGAUCUACUCGAUAUCUUAGGUACCUACCUAAUGUAAGCAAUUCGUCAUCAUGCGAAUAGGUAGUAUUUCAAACACCCUAGCUUGUAGCUUUUAGGUAAUACCCUUUCUCCUUUUGUGCGGAGAAGCAACUCGUGAUGUUCAGCGGCUUCUUCCUCUCAACACACUAGGUGGAAGUAUCAGACAGCUUAUGAAAUUUAUGAAAUUGUAGAACCCUUUUUAUCGCUACUCUUGACAAUAUAUAAUAUACAUUAUGCUCGAAAUUCGAUGCACCGGCACUCCUUACGAGAUUGGGUUCACACAUGGUAAGCUCGCCAAGAAACAAAUAGCAGGAUCAAUCGAUUUCUAUGCAGAACUAUUUGCGAAGUCUUGCUCGAUGAGCUGGACAGAGGUUGUACAGGAAGCGUUGAGUUACUCGGAAAUAUUAAAGCAAUUCGCAGCUCGUUACCUAGAAGAGAUCAAUGGCAUUGCCGAUGGGGCGUGCAUACCGUUUCUAGAUAUCCUAGCAUUGAAUAUACGGUCCGAGAUAGUUUUCGGUCUCUUCUCCGAUAAACGCAGUGGGGUUACUGACACCCCCAGUGACGGUUGUACGAGCUUGGGCUGGUUGGCUGGAUCGAAAGCCUUUCUCAGCCAGAAUUGGGAUUGGAAGGUAGAACAAGGUCCAAACCUCAUAAUAUGCUACAUUUCACAGCCGGGCACUGAGUUUCCGGAUAUCGCGAUGGUAACCGAAGCUGGUAUUAUAGGGAAAAUAGGGCUCAAUUCGAACGGUAUUGGCUGUUGUCUGAAUGCUAUCCGCUGCCGGGGCCUUGAUCGAUCCAGGUGGCCCAUCCACUUUGCCCUCCGUGCUGUGCUGGAAUCAAAAUGCCGGGAGGAUGCGGUGGAAAUGGUCAAAUCUUUUGGCGUUGCUGGAGGCGGUCAUAUAUUAAUAGGAGAUGCAACGGGGUUUGUUGGCCUCGAGUGUACAAGUACUUGGGUGAAGGAGUUACCUAUGGGCGAGGACGGACGAGUGUGCCACACGAACCAUAUUCUUCUGGAUAAUUCAGGUAUAGAUGAGCCUUUAUGGCUAAAUGAUUCCCCAUCCCGUCUUGCUCGAGUGCGUGAACUCGCAGCCCAAAUACCUGAGCCAACUUUGGACAGAAUAUUCGAAAUCUUCAAGGACACUGAGGGCUAUCCUGCUUCUAUCAAUAGAAAGCAAGGAGCCGGUUCCGAGGCCCAGACUCUAUUCACUAUUAUCAUGGACCUAUCAAGUAAAAACGCUCAAGUCACAACUGGGAGGCCUACCGAGUUUCGGGAGCAGUUUAUUCUAAGGUUCUAGCUGGCCAAAAGCCUUUGAUUUUAUUUUUUCUACUAAUAAACACAACGUUGAAGCGA